This is a messenger RNA of Theileria orientalis strain Shintoku, 1665 nucleotides long. RefSeq lists its product as uncharacterized. The transcript has 8 exons. Gene Ontology annotation, biological process: mRNA processing; primary miRNA processing. NCBI's taxonomy places the organism in Eukaryota, Apicomplexa, Aconoidasida, Piroplasmida, Theileriidae. Bases 1 to 1665 code for a protein of 554 amino acids. Gene Ontology annotation, cellular component: nuclear body. The record is from RefSeq and is a predicted model, not a curated record.
AUGGUCAAGGUGUCUUUACCAUUAUAUCGUAAAAGAAGAUUCGGUGAAUCACAUCGUAUACUAAACUUUAAAAACUUUGUGGCCCUCAAGGAGGACCAAAUAUCGCCAGAAAAAGCAUUUCAAGAGUAUUCAAAGUACCUGUUAGCCUUUCUAAACAAUGAAAUAAACUUAUAUUACAAUAAAUACGAGCACCUGCCGUUUUUUCUUGAAAAAUACCACCCAUACUAUCUUGAAAAGGGAUUCGAAUUAUCCAAACAGUCUUUUUCAAAUCUGAGCUCACAAUUUAUAUCGAACUUUGAGUCAGGAAAGUUCAAUGAUUUGUUGCUGGAAAUAAGCUAUAAGAGACUUUACGGCAAGGAGUCGUCAGACGAACACCCGCUGCCAGAGUCGGCCUACACACUUAACGAAUGGGCACUAGAGGUGCCAGUGGAGUAUCCCAGCACGCCUGGGCAGCAAGGAGGAGACCGCAACGAUGGUAGGAAAUUGAGUCGCCUGCAGCUUAAAACGCCCCUAGAAACCUCACUGCUAGUGGAUGUCCCCUCGUCCGUCUUCAUAUUUCAACUGGUGGAAGCACUGAAACCGUACUACGAAAACGUACCAAUCUACUUCGCAGAACACGACAAGGUCAGAACGGCAUUCAUAACGCUGCCGGAGACUGAGGACCUGGCGAAGGUAGCGUCCCACCUGAACGAGUCCAAAAUCAAGUUGGACGACAUAGUGUUGGUGUUUAGGCCAUGCAAUCCCAUAAGAGAGAGGCUCCCAAUGGGAAAAACUGGAGACUUUCUGCCGGACCUGCUCCCGGAGUCGCUGGACCUGAGGCUUAGGCUGGACGUGCAGCUGCUGUACCUGCGCAAAAUACACAGCUACUGCUACUACGGAAAGUUCAAGACAAACAACUACGUGGACCUGUGGGACUCAGGAGGACCAGGAUACGUGAGAAUAGACCUGACGAACGAACUGUUCGAAAAGGAGGAAGGACUCUUCCCGCAAAACCCGAGGAUCAGGUUCGCCACGUUUCAGCUGGCGGACUCGAGUCACCAGGAUCAGCAGGACAAUCAGAACGACCAGCACGGGGGGACAACCACGACGCCAGAGUGGGAGGAGCAGCUGAAGUCGACCUGCACAGUGUCGGAGCAGCAGCUGCUCUGGAUCAAGGACGUGGAGUCGUUCGCGAACAAGCUGCUGGAGACGGAGCUCGCGCCGCCGAAGUUUGAGCUCUCAGAGUCGGUGGAGGAAAAGUGGAAGCAGUUCUGCAACAUCAACACGCUGAUCGACGCACCCGACAAGUUCCGCUGCAAGCUCUGCAGUAAGCUCUUCAACGACGCCAAGUUCGUAUGGAAGCACCUGCGGAAGCUGCACGCGGACUCGUACAACCAGGUCGUGGUCGAGUGCGGGCUGCCGAAGAUGAAGGAGAUCUUCUACAACGCCCACAGGGACACGAGGUCGAACCCGUUUGAGAACCUGGUCUCGAUCCCGAUCAUCCACAAGCCGAACUCGAGCUUUGACGACGCGACCAAGGAGUUCUUCAAGUCGAUGGACCUCACGGGGCGCGAGAAGAGGCCGCGGGAGUACUACGACUUUGACCAGCCGAAGCUGAAAAAGGAGUUUGUGACGUUUGCGCCAGAUGAGUAUUCAAGACCCAGUGUUAAAUAUGAUGACCUUUAA